Molecule: messenger RNA, 8901 nt
Organism: Aedes albopictus (Asian tiger mosquito)
Lineage: Eukaryota; Metazoa; Arthropoda; Insecta; Diptera; Culicidae
Exons: 2
Coding region: 269-1999 (576 amino acids)
Biological process (GO): DNA integration
Molecular function (GO): nucleic acid binding
Source: RefSeq, a predicted model, not a curated record
GAAACAGCAGAGCAUCCCACGAUUGGAGUUGUGUGGGGCCCUCAUCGCCACGCAGCUGUUCCAGAAGGUUACAUCGUCCCUCCAACUAGACGCUAAAAUAUUCUUCUGGGUCGACUCCACGACGGUUUUAAGUUGGCUACAAUCACCACCAUCCACUUGGACGACUUUCGUGGCUAACCGUGUGUCGAAAAUUCAGUUAGCGACGGAGAAUUGCACCUGGAACCACAUUGCCGGCCACGAAAACCCCGCGGAUCACAUUUCUCGUGGCAUGUCCGCCGAAUCAAUCUUGAACUGCGACCUGUGGUGGAAUGGACCGCCAUGGCUUCAACGAGAGGAACGCGAAUGGCCUACUCAGCGAAUCGAUCCAACAGACACCGAAGCACCGCUAGAAACUCGAAAGACAUCGCCGGCAUUGACAAUCGUAAUCUCGGAACUGUCGUUUAUAGACCAACUCGUAACCAGGUUCUCCAACUACCAUCGUUUGCUGCGGGUUGUUGCAUAUUGCCGUCGAUUUAUCAAGAACUGUCAACUCGGUAAGGAUCGACCGCAGGACAGUAAAAUCACCGCCGAGGAGAUAAAAGAGGCAGAAGCCGCAGUCAUCAGAUUGGUGCAGCAACAACACUUCGGAGAGGAAUGGAAGCUACUUCUAAAUUCGAAACCUGUAGGAAAGAAAUCCAAGAUUAAGUGGUUUCACCCCAUUCUCGCAACUGAUCAAAUAAUCCGUAUUGGAGGACGACUAAAGCAAGCUCAUCAGCCGUACGACGCAAAGCAUCAGAUAAUCCUACCAUCCUCGCAUCCACUGUCCGCUCUCCUUGUUCGAACCUACCACGAACAACAUCUUCAUGCGGCGCCACAACUGCUUCUCACAAUCCUUCGGCUUCGAUAUUGGAUCUUGGGGGCCAGAGGCCUGGCUCGCCAAAUUGUUCACAAGUGCGUCGUCUGCGUAAGAGGUCGCCCCAAGCAGUUCAUGGCUGAGCUGCCGGCUCCGCGAAUCACAGCCGCUCGACCAUUUUCUACCUCAGGUGUGGACUACUGGGGUCCAAUCUACUUGCAACCGAUCCACCGACGAGCUGCUGCCAGGAAGGCCUACGUGGCAGUAUUCAUUUGCUUUUGCACGAAGGCCGUGCAUUUGGAGUUGGUCGUGGAUCUCAGUACCGCGAAGUUUAUUCAGGCCCUCCGCCGCUUUGUCGCUCGCCGAGGCCUAUGUUCCGUCAUCUACAGCGACAACGGGACGAAUUUUGUUGGAGCAGCAAAGGAACUUCGCAACCUGAUCACAAGCAAGCAACACCAACAGAACGUAGCUCAAGAAUGCAUGCAGCUGGGCAUCAAAUGGCACUUUAACCCGCCGAAGGCUUCCCACUUCGGCGGCCUGUGGGAAGCUGCCAUUAAGUCCGCACAGAAGCACUUCACCCGAGUGCUUGGAACACGCACAUUGGCCUACGACGACAUGGAAACAUUGUUAGCGCAAAUAGAAUCCUGCCUAAAUUCUCGACCGCUGGUUCCACUAAGCGACGACCCUUCGGACUUCGACCCAUUAACACCGGGACACUUCUUGGUGGGAUCUUCGUUGAAAGCAGUUCCAGAUGUCGACCUCACUGAUGUACCAUUCAACCGCCUGCGUCACUACGAAGCAACGCAGAAAAUCUUGCAAUGCAUUUGGAAACGCUGGCAUACCGAGUAUUUAUCCACACUCCAAGCCAGAACAAAAUGGUACAGCCCGCCGAUACAAAUCGCUCCAAAUCAGCUGGUGAUCAUCAAGGAUGAGAAGCUUCCUCCUAUGCGAUGGUCCACGGCGAGAAUCCUAGAGCUUCACCCCGGAGCGGACGUUAUUACACGAGUAGUCACCGUUCAAACACCGCAAGGAAGUUUCACCCGUCCAGUAUCGAAGCUUUGUUUACUUCCCAUCGCACCGUCGGACGAAAACUCCUUCGAUGGGAAAACUGCCAACACAUCCGGUAACAACGAAGCGAUCGACGGGAACCAACCUGCAACAAAAUAAAUACAAGGCCCUGUUGUAACAGGGACCAGGUGAGUCCCUGUCCAACUAUUUUAUAUCCGUUGAAACCCGCUACCGGGUCUUUUUUUGCCAGGAAAUUUUCGUUCGUCAUCAAAACUGGUCUGCAGCAGCGAUCUUCAAAUGCGAAUUUAUGACAGCGAACAAGAGUGACAACAAGGCGAACGAGGAAGGAAGGCAAACGUCAAAACUUCAUCGACACCUGCGAGGGACAGCCCGUUUGUUUCAUCGAGACGUCGAUUCAUCGAGCAUAGCGUAACUUUUGCAUGGGACUUAAUUAGUGUUUUGAAUCAAAUGAAUUGCGAUUCAACAUCGUAAUUAGGUACCAACUUUGGUAGCGUGAGCAGAAAUAGUUUUUCUGAGGGGCCAGGAUGUUCAAACAUGAUUGAAUUAUCAGCGCUAUCUGUUCGUCAGCUGCGUCAUUUCUCGAAAUAGGUCAACUAUCUUCGAAAAGUAGUCAUCGUGGCCCAAAACGAUAUUGCCUCCUACACGUUCCGGGACAACGCAUUUCCGAUGGAUCAACUAUAAAAGUCGUCGAAGAAGCAGAAGACUUUCUCUUUUAUCUUGUAAUUUCGUAACAAUAAGAACGUCAAAGUGAAGAGGAGUGAAUUAAAUUUAUUAGCAUGUAGCAUGUGAAAUAAAGUUGUUAUUAGUUAAAACCUUUUGCAAUAAAGUGAAUUAGUAACUGAACAAAUGUGAAAAACAGUGUUGUGAAAACUCAUACUUACCUGCAACUGAAGAACCGUGAAGAAGCCACCUGAAAGAGAAGAAAUUAAACUUACCUGUGCCUGAAGAAGUCCGCUGGAAGAAAGUGCUAAAAUCUACUUACCUGGGUAAACUUACCUGGAAUUGUAUCUGCUGCUCUCGCUGAUUCUAUCAAAUACGCAUAUCUUUGAUGCAACUGGUUGAGCCCUCGCGCUCUGUAACAUGAUUGAAAUUUGAAUGGGUUUUAUUAUGGAAAAUUUCAUUUGCUUGCACUUUUUUUUGUCAAAUUUUACAUGAUUUUAUAUUUAUUUUAUUUUAUUUAUUUAUUAUAUUAUGCCUCUCAAGAAAAUUCAGAAUAUGGCGAUUAUCUGCCUCUGGCUUCUGAUAUUAGCGCGACAGUCACUAAUCAUAACAGCGUCACCAGAUUUCAAAGUAUAUAAUUCCACUAUAUGGGGUUUGACAGCAAGAACACUCAUUCCACUGAGCUACUCUUGCCGUUCGUCACAAAUACAUUCAAAAACAUCUGUCACUUCGCGAAACCCACGUGCUUUUGUUUUUGGCGGGAACACUUUUUCUUUUGUUUUGCCUUGCGACUGUCAUGCGGCGGUAUGCCUUGCGAGCGUACGACCGCCGCAGGACUCUAAUAAAAGAUAAGCGCGACAAUAAUAGACUAUAACAACACAAGUAACCUCCUAAUGGUUUUCAAAGUAUAUGCUAUUAUUGAUUAUAAAUAAUGCCGAUGUACUUUACUAUUAAUUGAAAUAUGAACUAACACUGUUUUUAAAUGAAUUAUAGUUUCUCUCACACCUACACGUUCUCGGUAAUUGAUUCCAGGCACUGAUUGCACGAUGACGAAACGAAUGUUUUAGUCCACAAGACGAGCAUCUCGGAACAAUCAAUAAAGGACCUCUCAUAGAUCGUGCAUAUGAAAAGAAUUUUUUUAGGUAGACUGGAGGGUCAUUUAGAAUUUUAAAAGUUUGUGUACAAACCCGAAGUUUUAGAUGACUAGUGAAAUUUACACCUAGUAUAGCAUUUGCAUACCCGGAUAUAUGAUCAUAUUUGCUUAGGUUAAAAACAUAUCUUGUAACUGUGUUGAAAGCUCGCUGAAGUUUCCUUAAAUUCAUUUUAGAGACUAGUGAAUAUAAGACAUCCCCAUAAUUAAAAAUCGGAAUUAUAAGGGAUCUUGCCAAAAGAAGACGUAUAUGCUAUGGAGUGCUACUUCUUACAGCAACGAAAGAGUGAAGAGCUUUGUACACUUUAUUACAUACAGCGUUCACUUGGUCUUUCCAGCUCAUUUUGCUAUCCAUUAAUUAAUCCAAGAUUUUUCACAGUAUCAGAGUAUUCAAUUUUGUCACUGCCCACUUUUAUUCUGGGAGCACACGUUAUUCUUGUACGUUGAUUACAGAAAAUAAUUGCUUGUGUUUUCUUCGAGUUCAAUACCAACUCGUUGAUAUUACACCAAUCCAAAACACUUUGAAUAUCGCUGUUAAUUUUCAUGAUAGUAUGCGCUAAAUUGGACAUUGAAUCAGAUAAAUAAAGUUGACAAUCAUCAGCAUAAAGAUGGAAUUUGCAAUAAGUUAGCAUCAACGGUAGAUCAUUGAUGUACAUAGAAAAAAGAAACGGACCUAGAAUGGAUCCCUGGGGUACACCACAGGGAACAAAUAUUUUGUCAGAUGUUGUGUUAUUGAAGUACACGUGAACGACGUGACAGAUAAGAAUUCAGUAAACGAACUGACAAAGAGUCCAGUUUGAAAUUGUGUUUCAGUUUAUCACAAAGAAGGCUAUGACUAAUUGUAUCGAAAGCUUUACUGAAAUCAAGUAGUGCCAUGGCUGUUAGGGGAACUGCGGCCAUAACGCCCAUAGGGGGCAAGUUGCGCCACCUACACUCCCGUUCAAAAGUUUGGGGUCACCCCCUCAAAAACAUGUCAUUUUUUAGGCCCAUAUCUCCGCCAAUUUGCGUCAGAUUUCAAAACCCUAGGUUUCAUUCAAAAUAUAAUAAGGCAGAGAAAUUUUGAACAUGAUUUAAAAGAAACUUUUUCAAAAAAAUUUGUAUGUAAACUUAACCCAAAGUUGCCAAAUUUUCUAAAAAAUGAAUAUAAACUUACGGCAGUGUCGCUGGAAGUUGGGUCGACCAAAUUUUAAGAUGAGAGCGGUAAUAUGACCCAUUUUUAUUAGCUUUCAACUGCUUUUUACAGAACUUAGCUAAAAAAUCUAGAAAAAAAAGUUAUUAAGUAAAUUAAUCCUUGAUGUCAUCGACCAAAAGUUUUGGGUCACCCCUCAAAAUGCUAUAUCGGCCAAAAGUUUGGGGUCACUAUCGUAAAACAUGGUAAAGUAAUUUGUUGAUAUCUUUGUCAUUUUUCAUUCAAUUUUAAUUCUUCUUGGCUUAUUUGAAACAAAAUAUUAAAAUAACAAAAAAAAAACACAUAUUUGUUGAAAUUUACAUACUAAAACUUAUCGUAAAGUUGCCUCAUUUUUUGAAGCGUGGUAAAAUGUGCUAACUUUACAUAACACUUUUAUAUAAAAAAAAUCGUUAAAUACGUUAAGUUGAAGACAUCAAACGUAAAUUUAGUUAAUUAUCUUUGAAAUGAGCCAAAAAUAAUUAAAAUUGAACUAUAGAUGACGAAGAUAUCACCAAAUCACUUUUCCAUGUUUUACGAAAGUGACCCCAAACUUUUGGCCGAUGACAUCAAGGAUUAAUUUACUUAAUAACUUUUUUUCUAGACUUUUUAGCUAAGUUCUGUAAAAAGCAGUUGAAAGCUAAUAGAAAAUGGGUCAUAUUACCGCUCUCAUCUUAAAAUUUGGUCAACCCAACUUCCAGCGACACUGCCGUAAGUUUAUAUUAAUUUUUUAGAAAAUUUCUCAACUUUGGGUUAAGUUUACACACAAAAUUUUUUGAAAAAGUUUCUUUUAAAUCAUGUUCGAAGUUUCUUUGACUUAUUAUCUUUUGAAUGAAACCUAGGGUUUUGAAAUCGGACGCAAAUUGGCAAAGAUAUGGGCCUAAAAAAAUGACAUGUUUUUGAGGGGGUGACCCCAAACUUUUGAACGGGAGUGUAUGUUUUAGGCAAACCACGUUAUUUUCAGUACUUUUUUCAAUUGCAAUUGCUAAAAUAAGAAUAAAAAGGCUUCUUUACAUUUGAGUUUACAUAUUUUUACUACAAAAAAUGUACAAAAACUUCGAAAAAAGAUUUUGGUUACUCUUGAUGUAAUUUUAGCCUGUCGAAUGUUUGCACUUUUUUACAUCAUAUAAAAGAAUUUUUUUUCCCGCUAUCCCCACAAACUGUUUUGCACACUCCCAUUAUUUGUCUACCAAGCGGAAAAAGUAUCGAAUUUGACCCUUACAAUUUUUUUACAUAGGUCCAAACUUCUGAGGCAUGUGUGGGGUAAAAUGCUCACCCCUAGUUAUUUACAUUAAAAUAGCCAUUUAGAUCCAAAUUCUGGCACAAAUUAUGUUGAAUACAAGUUGGAACAAGCAACGGCACAUUUUUACUAUAAAUAAGUUCACUAAUCACACGGCCAUGCAUUAUUUUGUAGUAAUUACUGAUAAAAUAGCUCACUAUGACGUUUACAUGGAAUUGACCCAUAAUUACAGGCGAUCCAUAAUUAUGUAAUGACUGUAUACCAUUCACGAACAAUAACAGUUGACAAUAAACCAGGCGUGCAAGUACAUGUACACAAUUUGCCAUCCUGACGUUAGCUGUGACUAGUGGCGCGUUUUACCCUGCAUUAAAACUAAAGUUCUAAAAAUCAAACUUUUUUUCAAAUUUGAAUUUUUUAGUAGUAAAACAUAAAACUGGUUUGUGGUUUCUUCCAUUUGGAAGAAAACAUGUUGGUGCUUCAUGUUAGUGCCAAAAAAAUGUGUAUUAUAAAAUGUUUCGUGGUUAAAAUUGGACUCUUCCUUAACGUGGGCGUCUUACCCCCAGUUCCCCUACCAUCUUUUUAUCUAGCGCUUCUCUAAUGGUGCCGACACCGCUCAAACGUCAAAUUUCGUGUGGGAGUAAGUAGGCCAGCAUAAAUUCGUGCAGUGGACCACAUCGUUCUCAGCCUUAAUCAAAGCAGUCACAGUGCUACAAUAUUUUCGAUAUCCUGAUUGUAAGGGACACAACAAGUUAUUAUUUGAUAGGUAUUCCUUCAGUUGUUUAGAGAGGAUCGACUCAAAAAUCUUCGACAAAGCACACAAGAUGCUAAUCUGGCGAAAUUCAUUUUCGGUGGUUGGAUUAUCAACCUUUUCAAUUGGAAUGACUUUUGCAACUUUCCAAGCUUCCGAAAACUCACAGCAGGUUAUACAAUUAUUCAUCAAAUUAGUAAUGAGCGGUAAGGUAACUGGUAAAGAUAUUUUUAGGAUAUUUAAAGGAAUUAGGUCAUCUCCGAUCGAAUCACAUGAUGCUGUAGCAAAUUCUUCGAGAACUUCGUUGCAAGUUACUCCACGAAAAAAGAACUCUGAGUGUGACUCUGUACUAUCAGAAUUUUCAACAAAACUGACUGGUGUAUAAUGAGAAACAAAGUAAUUGUUGAGAGUCGUAGCGUUCACAUCUCCACCACCCAUUCUGGUAUUCGUUUGCGUCAGUCCUAAGCGUUUUAUAUUUUUCCAUAACGUUUUGGCGGGUAAGUCCGCGUUAAGUUGAGAAGUGAAAGUAUUCGCGUUUCACGCGUUUGAUUUCACGAUUAGUCAAAAUUCGUAAACAAGUAAAAUUCUUCCAUUUCCGAGUAUUAUUUUUAUCUUUUUUCCAGCACUCAUAAGCUUCAGAACGAUUUUUAAACAUUCGAUUAAUAUAGUUGUUAAUCCAUGGAUAACUAGGAUCUCUAGCAACCUUUUUCUUCAAAGGAGCUUACUUACCGAUCAGGCUAAGGCCGGGGUGGCCUCUGCUGUACAUAGUAGCCUCCUCCAUUCCACACGGUCCAUGGCUGUUUGUCUCCAGUUCCGCACUCUGCGUAGGGUCCGCAGAUCAUCCUCCACUUGGUCGACCCACCUAGCUCGCUGCGCUCCACGUCUUCUUGUACCGGUCGGAUGACUCUCGAGAACCAUUUUAGUCGGGUUGCUAUCGGACAUCUGGAUGACGUGACCCGCCCACCGUAGCCUCCCGAUUUUCGCGGUAUGGACGAUGGUUGGUUCUCCCAGCAGCUGAUGCAGCUCGUGGUUCAUUCGCCUUCUCCAAGUCCCGUCUUCCAUCUGCACUCCGCCGUAGAUGGUACGCAACACCUUCCGUUCGAAAACUCCAAGGGCGCGUUGGUCCUCUGCACGUAGGGUCCAUCUUUCGUGCCCAUAGAGGACGACCGGUCUACACACUUAAUCUCCAAAUUUGAUCUCGGUAAAUACGAAUAACGAACUCAAUCGGUAAAGCAUAUUUUAACUGAAAUGUCGUUGAAAUUUGACAGUUCAUCAAAAAUAACUAGUCAAAAAUAACGAAAUUCGGUAAUAUACGUUCAUUACUGAUUAUCGGCAAACUAUUUUGCCACAGCAAUCGGCAAUAUAAUCAUGUCGCUGAAUUUCGGUAAAGCGCAUCUGUCAAAAAUGAAAACGGACACGUUGUCGUCUGGGUGCCAUCUCGAAAAAAAAAUGUUAGGAUUUUUUAAAGCGAAUAUCAUUCAUCGAUGGAAUUUUUAUUUCCUCGUUGGUUUGGAGAGGGAGCGCUGAAGGAGUGUUUUCUGGUGCCUGUUUUGUUGCUGCCGGGAAGCUACUUCCAUUGUCAUGAAGGGGGAGAAGCUCCCAGUAAGCAUCUGGUCACAAAGGCCGCCCAUAAAAGUGUUCCUUUGACCGAUGCAGUGAAGAAGCCGCAUUGUUACCGGCCGGGAACGGUAGCUUUGCGAGAAAUCCGUCGCUACCUACUAAAAGUCCACCGAGUUGCUGAUCCGCAAGUUGCCGCUCCAGUGGUGCGUUAAAUUGAGCAGGAUUUCAAGAUGGAUCUGCGCUUCCAAAGUGCCGCCGCUGCUGCCCUGCAGAAAGCCAGCGAGUACCUGAUCAGAUUGUUCGAGGACAUCAAUCUGUGCGCGACUCACACCAAGCGCGUCACAAUCAUGCCGAAGGAUAUCCAGCUGGUCCGGCGCACCCGCGAGCGUGCUUAAGGAGGACUAGGAGGAAGUGAUCCCGGAAAAGUGUUAAGUUGUGUUUUUUUUCUAUUUUUUGUUAUUAAAGAGACUUCCAGUCUUGGGUUGGUUCAUCUCUGAAUAAAAUUUUAACCUAAUUA